AUGGAGCUCUCUACUUGUUCUUCAUAUUCAACUUCUCUUCGUUCACAUUCUUCCAUAAUCCCCACAUGGAAUUCCCUCUCCUACUUCUCUUUCAAACCACCCACUUCUCUCAAGUCCACAACCUCCAAACACCUUCCUUCAAUUGGGAUUUACCAUCACCAUCACACAAGUUUCUCAACUCAUGUUUCAAAAUCAAAGAAACAACAUAGGCCCAUUUCCAUAAGGGCCUGCAGCAAAGUUGGAGCAGCUGGAUCUGAUCGUCCAUUUGCUGAAAAAGUUCUAGAUUUGAAAGAUGCAUUCUGGAGAUUUUUAAGGCCACAUACUAUACGUGGUACAGCACUAGGAUCUGCUGCUUUGGUGUCAAGAGCGUUGAUCGAGAACUCAAAUAUGAUAAAGUGGUCUCUUUUGCUUAAAGCGUUCUCUGGUCUUCUUGCUCUGAUUUGUGGGAACGGUUAUAUAGUUGGGAUCAAUCAAAUAUAUGACAUUAGCAUUGACAAGGUAAACAAGCCUUAUCUACCUAUAGCUGCAGGAGAUCUUUCGGUCCAAUCUGCAUGGUUCUUGGUUAUAUUUUUUGCAGCAGCUGGCCUAUUGAUUGUAGGAUUGAACUUUGGACCCUUCAUUUUUUCUCUUUACUCCCUUGGCCUUUUUCUUGGUACCAUCUAUUCCGUCCCUCCACUUAGGAUGAAACGCUUUCCUGUCGCAGCAUUUCUUAUUAUUGCUACGGUACGAGGUUUUCUACUUAACUUUGGCGUGUAUUAUGCUACUAGAGCUGCUCUUGGACUUGCUUUUGAGUGGAGCUCUUCUGUGGUUUUUAUCACAACUUUCGUAACAUUUUUCGCAUUGGUAAUUGCUAUAACAAAAGAUCUUCCAGAUGUUGAAGGAGAUCGUAGGUAUCAAAUAUCGACCUUCGCUACAAAAUUAGGAGUUCGGAACAUUUCUUUCCUCGGUGCUGGAAUUUUGCUAAUGAACUAUGUUGUUAGCAUUGCGGCAGCAAUUUACAUGCCACAGGCUUUCAGGCGAUGGUUACUGAUUCCAGCUCAUACAAUUUUUGCAACAAGCUUGAUUUACCAGGUGCAGAUAUUAGAAAAAGCAAAUUACACAAAGGAAGCAAUAUCGGAAUUCUACCGAUUCAUAUGGAAUCUGUUCUAUGCUGAGUAUGCAUUAUUUCCUUUCAUCUAG
Molecule: messenger RNA, 1179 nt
Organism: Vicia faba (fava bean)
Lineage: Eukaryota; Viridiplantae; Streptophyta; Magnoliopsida; Fabales; Fabaceae
Source: the annotation of a GenBank genome assembly